AUGCAGGCUGCUUCUACAAACAUUUGUGAAAGAAUGGGUCGCUUUCAGGAGCUCAGUGAAUUCAAGCGUGGUACCGUGAUAGGUUGCCACCUGUGCAAUAAGUCCAUCCGUGACAUUUCCUUCCUACUAAAUAUUCCACGCUCAACUGUUAGUGGUAUUUAUAACAAAGUGGAGGUAACUGGGAACAGCAGCAACUCAGCCACCAAGUGAGCGGGGUCAGCGCAUACUGAAUCACACAGUGCCCAGAAGUCGCCAACUGUCUGCAGAGAGUCAAUAGCUAAAGACCUCCCAACUUCAUGCGGCCUUCAAAUUAGCACAACAACAGUGAAUAGAGAACUUCAUGGAAUGGGUUUCCAUGGACAA
Messenger RNA from Staurois parvus, 363 nucleotides. Lineage: Eukaryota; Metazoa; Chordata; Amphibia; Anura; Ranidae. The record is from the annotation of a GenBank genome assembly.